GGCACAAGCUAGUAGUCUCCGACUGUUAGUUCUCUUUUCUAUGUACGUCUUUCGAGAUAUCCCCAAAAAAUUUCCCGUAUGACUCGAAAAGAAAUUGCCACGCCCCGCUGUGGGACUAUCACCAAGUUGGUGGUCAGCAUCGGCAGCGGCGAAACCUUUAUUACUUAUGCAGAUGCCUCAACUCGAUCCUUCUGCGCGAAUCCCUCCUGGUUGAACUUCCAAAACGGGAUGAUGGAGCUGGGUCCAGUAAGCGAACCUAGCCCCCAUGACCAACCCAGUGAGGCGGCUGCCUUCCUGGAGCGACAUUUCGGAAGAAAACCCAAGGUCAGGGCAUCAAUGGCAACUCAUCAGCGCCUUGCCUCCAUGGAUUUGAAAGCAAGGAGCAGUGAAGUGAAUUUUCAGGACAGAGAUGUUGUUAUCUGGCACACCUGGCUGGUGGAGAAGGUGAGGUUUCCGCCAGCUCAGUGUGCGAUCAUCGAGGAAUGGAAAGAUCCCUUCACGGAAACUCUGGGGAGUUGCUAUUGUGCCUGGCACUUGCAGAAUUGCAUGGCCUGGAAGCUUAUCAUAGGAAAUAUAACAACGGAGGCCAAGUGCUUCUGUUUGCGCAUCAAGAAAACCAUGGACAAAGUCAACCACCUCCUUAACACGGAAUUGGAUCCUGGUGAAUCUACUCCCGAAAACGUUUUAAGUGCCACUCAUUUGCUGAAGAAACUGAAUGAUCUUCUUGAGCUCCAGGAGAAACGCAACCGGCGCUACAAAGGCCUCUAUAAGGUGGAGAUAAGCGAAAGACCGCGCAUGGAGUGCUGACCCCUUGAUGUCUGCAUAGAUUGUAUUUACUUUAUUAAAACAUUUCUUCUGUA
Drosophila biarmipes is the source of this 860-nucleotide messenger RNA. RefSeq lists its product as uncharacterized. The record is from RefSeq and is a predicted model, not a curated record. The transcript is spliced from 3 exons. Lineage: Eukaryota; Metazoa; Arthropoda; Insecta; Diptera; Drosophilidae. Bases 79 to 807 code for a protein of 242 amino acids.